AUGUCUUGCGAAGCGACGGUUCGACAGCAUCCCUCACAUUUUAUCGGCAAUUCGGUUAAUGCGAUGUUUCGAUCGAAUAAGCAAACACGACGCCGCAUUUUACGCGGACGGAAGGUUCUCGGGAUUGAACAGAUAGAAGCUGAAAUUGGAGUCAGCAGUGAAUCGAGCAGUAUGUCCGAAUUGAACUCAGAAUCGAGUAGAUGCAAAGUUGAUGAUCGACGACAAAUGAUGCAUGAAUUGGCAGUUAUUCGAGAGAGACAACGACUCGUUAGUGUUCAUGCGAACUUUAUGUUUAUACGUUGA
Messenger RNA from Anisakis simplex (herring worm), 303 nucleotides. The record is from the annotation of a GenBank genome assembly. Lineage: Eukaryota; Metazoa; Nematoda; Chromadorea; Rhabditida; Anisakidae.